Alternaria atra is the source of this 2514-nucleotide messenger RNA. RefSeq lists its product as uncharacterized. The record is from RefSeq and is a predicted model, not a curated record. The transcript has a single exon. Gene Ontology annotation, molecular function: nucleic acid binding; ATP binding. Bases 1 to 2514 code for a protein of 837 amino acids. NCBI's taxonomy places the organism in Eukaryota, Fungi, Ascomycota, Dothideomycetes, Pleosporales, Pleosporaceae. Gene Ontology annotation, biological process: ribosome biogenesis. Gene Ontology annotation, cellular component: nucleus.
AUGGCUGACGAUGGCAUGCUCCUCAACUUUUCCAUACCAGACAGCGGCAUAAUAGCGAAACCGACCUUCAAGGGCGGCAACUGGAAGAGCCGGCUCACUGCGAAGAAGGCGGCCCAGAACUGGCAUACAAAGGCUACAGCACGACUAAACGGCGAGACUGUACCGAAGAAGACGGUUGAUAAUGCGACAAACGUGAACCGCAUAGAGCUAGGCCCAAGGACGGCACGCGUGUCCAAGAGUCCAGAGUUUCCCGAUGCUGGCGACAGGCCCGUAAAGCGAGCGCGUGUGAGCGGGGAUUUUAGGCCAAGGACGACCGAAAAGACAGACGAUGCCAAUUUCAGACCACAAUCGAACCCGAACCCGAAUCCUGCGAAGAGACCAAGCGAGCAGAAUAAUGCACCAAAGGGUGGAAAGCAGGUCAUUUCUUCGCUGUUCACCUACAAUCCCACAUCAAAGACGAAGCCGGAAGCGAACGAACGCCGCGAAGACGAUGCGUCCGUUGAACCUUCUAACGCACCACUCAGCAGCGAGCUGGAUACCUUCACAUCUCUUGGCAUGUCUACGACGCUGGCGACGCACCUGUUAAAUAAGAUGGGGUUGAAGGCGCCUACCGCGAUUCAAAAGGCCGCGAUAACACAACUCGUCAAAGACGACUCAGAUGCGUUCAUACAGGCCGAGACUGGUUCGGGAAAAACGCUGGCAUACUUGCUACCAAUCGUGCAAAGACUUAUGGAGCUGUCCGCGAACAUGAGGAAGCGGAAAGUCGACGACAAUGUACAGAGAAACUCGGGUCUGUUUGCCAUCAUCAUGGCGCCAACACGCGAGUUAAGCAAGCAAAUUGCGACCGUACUAGAGAAGAUUUUAGGCUGCGCGCAUUGGCUUGUGGCUACGACCGUCAUUGGUGGUGAGAAGAAGAAGUCUGAAAAGGCACGAUUACGGAAGGGCAUCAACAUCUUGGUCGCGACACCGGGUCGGUUGGUCGAUCACCUGGAGCACACAGAAGCUUUGGAUGUGAGCAAUGUCAGGUGGCUUGUUCUGGACGAAGGCGAUCGGUUGAUGGAGCUCGGGUUUGAGCAGGAGAUCCAGAAGAUUGUAGGCGCACUGAAUCUACGAAUGCGCGCAAAGAAAGACGAGCAUUCGAGAAUACCUGGGCUGCCGGAGAAGCGCACAACAGUACUCUGUUCUGCGACCAUGAAAAUGGACGUGGAGAGACUUGGACAGAUAAGUCUGAAAGACGCAGUACACAUUCGAGCCGAUCCAUCAGAAAAGGGAGCAGAAACGGUCGAGGCAAAAGACGAUCAGUCAUUCUUUGCACCAGCGCAAUUGAAGCAGUCAUACGCAGUGGUGGCACCGAAGCUCAGAUUAGUAUCUUUGAUAGCCUAUCUGAAGCGGGCUUUCGCACGAAAAGGAUCGGUGAUGAAGGCCAUCGUCUUCAUCUCGUGUGCUGACUCUGUCGACUUUCAUUUUGACAUGCUCACCAGCGAAAUUGAAGGGAUCACCGAGACGAAGAAGAAGGAAGACACAGAAGAAGAGGAGAAAGAGGUCGAGGAGGCAGUUGAAGGCACAGAGAAGAAGCCAAAGAAAGCAAAAGCGAUAGCGCAAUCUGACCCGACCAAGCUCACAGUAACGGGUGCAGAGUCACCCGUACUCUCUGCAAAGACGCACACAGUAACAGCAUAUCGUCUCCACGGUUCACUCCAACAAUCCGUGCGAACAUCAACACUCGCUCAAUUUACGAAGAAUAAGUACCCUUCCGUCCUCAUCGCUACCGAUGUCGCGUCUCGUGGUCUCGAUCUUCCGAACGUCGACCUAGUCAUCGAAUUUGAUCCUGCUUUCGCCCGGGAGGACCAUUUGCAUCGUAUCGGUCGUACCGCGCGUGCAGGUCGCGACGGACGGGCUUGCAUUUUCUUGAUGCCCGGAACUGAAGAAGGCUACGUCGAUAUCCUCAAGUCAGAUAGGAAAGACACAGAAGCUGGAGUCCACAUCUCACGUCAAGACGCCGACGAUAUCCUCAACCGAGGCCUGGUAACAAGCGGAGUAAUGGAGAAGAACGCCUACAUGGACAAAGCCACCGACCUCCAGCUUGCGGUUGAGCGUUGGGCUCUAGCAUCCCCCGCUCGCCUUGAAGCCGCCCGAAGAGCCUUCCAGAGUCACAUUCGCGCGUACGCAACUCACGUUGCUGACGAACGCCAAUACUUCGACAUCAAGUCGCUUCACCUAGGUCAUUUGGCCAAGGCCUUCGCUCUCCGUGAGCGACCAUCUGGAAUGAAAAUUCCGGGACAACGAACAGGUGCUGGACGCAACGACAAGACACCUGCCAGGGUGCGCGGUGGUGCGAAGGUGGACCUUGCCAGUCGCAAGGCUGAUACUGGUGCGUCGAAGAGGGCGGUUGUGGAUCUGGAUCUUCCGGAGGGUCAGGAUACGGACGAGGCGGCGAAGAUGAGGAAGGCGGUUCGUGCGAAGGAGAAGUUUAUGCGUCAUGCGGGUAUGGCGAGCGAGUUCAACUUGGGCUGA